Molecule: messenger RNA, 225 nt
Organism: Alternaria postmessia
Lineage: Eukaryota; Fungi; Ascomycota; Dothideomycetes; Pleosporales; Pleosporaceae
Exons: 2
Coding region: 1-225 (74 amino acids)
Source: RefSeq, a predicted model, not a curated record
AUGCCUUCAAUAACUCAGGCCCGUCUCAUGUGGCGCAGCGUCGCCCGCGGCAUGGUAGAGCCCCACCCCUUCGCUCGCAACCCCAUCACCAUGACCCCUCACGCUUGGCGCGCGGCCGACCUUUCCAAGAAAGUCGUAAAGACGAGCACUGUCUUCUUCCCUUUCUAUGCAGGUAUCCUUGGAUGGCCAGUUGCCGCCGCCUGGUGGUUCAACGGAAACAUGUGA